Molecule: messenger RNA, 2634 nt
Organism: Cylicocyclus nassatus
Lineage: Eukaryota; Metazoa; Nematoda; Chromadorea; Rhabditida; Strongylidae
Source: the annotation of a GenBank genome assembly
GCUUUGGCUUUAACAGUUCUUCAAAAUGGGUAAAAAGGUGAAAAUUGGAAAACAGCGUCGUGAUAAGUACUAUAAAUUAGCCAAGGAAGCAGGGUAUCGUUCCCGUGCCGCUUUCAAGUUGAUCCAGCUUAAUAAAAGAUUCGAGUUUUUGCAAAACUCUCGUGCUACUGUUGAUUUGUGUGCAGCUCCAGGAGGAUGGAUGCAAGUUGCAGCUCAGAACAUGCCAGUGUCGAGCUUGGUGAUAGGGGUGGAUCUGGUGCCGAUAAAGCCGAUUCAUAAUUGCAUCGCAUUGCAAGGGGACAUCACCACCGAGAAGACUAGGCAGGCUAUUAAGAAAGAGCUACAGCGCUGGGAGGCGGAUUGUGUGCUUCAUGAUGGUGCGCCAAACGUUGGUCUCAACUGGGCUCACGAUGCUUUCCAGCAGAAUUGUCUCGUUCUUUCUGCAUUGCGAUUAGCUACGCAAAUCCUCAAGAAGAAUGGUACCUUUGUCACAAAGGUUUUCCGAUCAAAUGACUAUUCUUGUUUGAUCACGGUGUUCGAAAAACUGUUCAAAAAAGUCCAUGUUUGGAAGCCAGCUGCUUCCCGACUAGAGUCAGCUGAGAUUUUUGUUGUAUGCGAAAAAUAUCUGAAACCGCCCAAGGUGGCACCAGAAUUGCUUGAUCACAAAAAAGUGUUUUCUGAGCCCGAUGGUCAUGAAGCGCAUAAACCAAAUCCCCAAACGCUUUUGGUCGGGAAGAAAGAGAGGAAAGCUAAGGCAGAAGGUUAUGAGGAGGGCAUGCUAUCAGUGCAUAAGAAAGUCGAUGCAACGACGUUCAUCCAAGCUCAUGAAUAUCUUGAAGUGCUGGGCGGAGCAAAUGAGAUUGUUCUUGAUCAAGAGAAAUGGAAGAAUGCACCGGAAACCACUGAGGAGAUUCGCGAAUACUUGAAAGACCUGAAAGUUUGUGGCCCACGAGAACUGCGCAAACUUCUGAAAUGGAGAAAGUCGAUGAGAGCCAUUUUGGAAGAGGAAUUGAAAGCUUUAGAAGAAGAACUUGGUGAAGAAAAUGUGCCUGAAGCAGAAUUGAAUGAAGACGAGAUUGAAGACAAAGAAAUGGCAGAAAUUGAUGAAAUGAUUGCCCGAGCUAGUGAAGAGGAACGUGCAGCAUUGAAGAAGAAGAAAAAACGGCUAUUGAAAGCAAAGGCCAAGAUCAUAAGAAGACGUCAGCUUAAAAUGAUCAUCGAAGGCGACCACGCUGAUCAAGUGGAAGAUAUCGAAUUGUUCAGCCUAAAAAAGAUUCGCAGGGCACGAGAACUGAACAAGUUGACUGCAGACAACGUCGGAACGGCUGAGGAUGAUCGAGAAGAAGGUCUAGGAGACGGCGAAUGGGAGACGAGAGAAGGCGAAGGUUCCGAUGAUGAAGAGGAAGACAAACAUGAGAUUGUGGAGGAAUCCAGCGAUGAGAGUGAUAACGAACUCAUCCACACAGAAGAAAGUGGUCUGAAUAAGGCACAGAAGAAAGAGACAAGGGCGGAUAAAUGGUUCCAGAAGGAAGAAAUUGCUGGGUUGCUGUCUGAUGAGGAUGACGAUGACGAUAUGGACGUGAUCGAAAAGCACAUGAAACGGCAAAGUAAAAACAUCCACGCGAAUACAGUAAGCUUCGAUGAUGAAAUGUCCGGUAAGCGAGGCAAGAAAAGAAAAGGUGGAGACGAUGACAAUGAUGGAUUCGAUAAUGACUCCAAGAAGAAUGGCGGUGCUGAGGAUGAUGAAAAUGAUGUUGAAGAUGAGGAGGAAGGCAAAUCAAAGUUUGCUGCUGAAAUGGCAUGGGAGGAGGAGGAGUUUGAAGAGGGAGAUAAUAGAGCAACUAAGCGAGAAGCCUCCAAGACCAUAUUAGGAGAGGAUUUAAAACCUAAAGCAAAGAAACGACGGUUAACACCAGAGCAACUGGCCCUUGGAGAGCAGUUAAUAUAUUCUGGUAAAUCCGCGAGAGAAGUGGAAGAGUGGGGUUGGAACAGAUAUACUAACAACGAUGAAGGGCUCCCGGACUGGUUUGUCGAAGAUGAAAGGAAACAUUACCGCAAGCAACUACCUGUCACAAAGGCCCAAGUCGAGGAGUAUAAAAAACGUCUACGUGAACUGAACGCUCGCCCUGCUAAGAAAGUUGCCGAAGCGAAAGCCAGAAAGCAGAGGAGAGCUUUGCGAAGGAUGCAAGCUGCGAAGAAGAAGGCUGAAGGUGUACUGGAAAACGAGAAUCUUGAACACGCUGAAAAAGUUCGAGAAAUGAAGAAAAUAUAUGCCUCAGCUAACAAAAAAGAAAAGAAGAAGACUGAGCUUGUAGUUAUGACUAAAGGAAAGAAGGGGAAGAUGUCAAGGCCGAAUGGUCGAUAUAAGUUGGUGGAUCGCCGAAUGAAGAAGGAUCUACGUGCGAUGAAAAAUAAGGAGAAGACGAAAGGACGAGGGAAGAAGGCCCGUACUGGAAGUAGGCGUCAUUAAAUGGUCUCUGUCUCAGCUGGUAAAGCUUCAGAUGCCCUAGUUCUCUGUUGUUUGUGCAUCGUUAUGCUUCUGUUUCUUCCCCCCCCCCCCAAAAAAAGCGUGUGAAAUUGUUGUUCUUGUUGUUGAUUGUUGAAUUGUUGUUGAAAAGUCUAGUGUGCACUGUU